This is a messenger RNA of Purpureocillium lilacinum, 1029 nucleotides long. Its product is annotated as porphobilinogen deaminase. The record is from RefSeq and is a predicted model, not a curated record. NCBI's taxonomy places the organism in Eukaryota, Fungi, Ascomycota, Sordariomycetes, Hypocreales, Ophiocordycipitaceae. Gene Ontology annotation, cellular component: cytoplasm. Gene Ontology annotation, molecular function: hydroxymethylbilane synthase activity. Gene Ontology annotation, biological process: heme biosynthetic process.
AUGGCCGACACACAGGACGCGGCCGCCGCGGCCCCCACCAAGGCCAACACCUUUGUCGUCGGCACGCGCAAGUCGCCCCUCGCCAUGGCCCAGGCCGAAAUCGUCGUCGCCAGCCUGCAGGCCAUGUUCCCCGACCACUCGUUCCCCAUCCACGGCAUGACGACGACGGGCGACCGCGACCAGAACACGGCGCUGUACAACUUUGGCGGCAAGGGCCUGUGGACGUCGCAGCUCGAGGACAAGCUCGCCGCGCGCGAGCUCGACCUCGUCGUCCACUCCCUCAAGGACAUGCCCACGACGCUGCCCGACGGGUGCGCCCUCGGCGCCGUCACCAAGCGCGAGGACGCCCGCGACGUGCUCGUCAUCAAGCGCGCGCACGUCGACGCCCACGGCUGGCGCUCCAUCGCCGACCUCCCCGCCGGCAGCGUCAUCGGCACCAGCAGCGUGCGCCGCAUCGCCCAGCUGGCGCGCCGCUACCCGGACCUCAAGUUCAAGGACGUGCGCGGCAACCUGCAGACGCGCCUCGAGAAGCUGCGCACCGACGACGAGAUGACCGCCAUUGUGCUCGCCGCCGCGGGCCUGCAGCGCAUCGGCCUGGGGCACCACAUCUCACAGUUUCUCGACACCGACGGGGGCGGCAUCAUGCACGCCGUCGGCCAGGGCGCCCUGGGCGUCGAAUGCCGCGCCGGGGACGAGCGCGUGCUGGAACUGCUGCGCGGGCUCGAGGACGGGGAGACGGCCUUGGCGUGCGCGACGGAGCGCAGCCUCAUGCGCACGCUGGAGGGUGGGUGCAGCGUACCCAUCGGCGUAGAGACGCGCUGGGUUGAGGGCGGCAAGCUGCGGCUGCGGGCCACGGUGGUGUCGGCCGACGGCAAGCAGGGCGUCGACGCCGAGGUGACGGAGGCGGUGGGCUCGCUCGAGGCCGCCGAGGAGCUGGGCAAGCGGGUGGCGCUCGACCUGGUGAGCCGCGGGGCAGACAAGAUCCUGGACGUCAUCAAUGCGAAGCGGCCGCUGGAAAAGGCGGCGUGA